AAGUAGAAUAGUGCUUUUAUCUAAUAAACGCGUCGUAGAAAGUGAGCGAAAGUGAUAUUCGAACGGAAUGAUAAAUUAGUACCUUUGACGAUUGAUUCCGUUACCGAAAGCUAGUAAAAAGUGUGCUCGUGAAUUAAAAAAAAGAUGAUCAGAAAGUGGAUCGUGAUCGGUGAAUCUUUAGAUGGCCGUAACUGUGCGCCAUUUAGUUUUUGAUACAGAUCCGCGCAGCGAAAGGGCUGAUGCCCUUACGCGGUUCGUGUUCCUAUUGGUGGGUCCGCGCUAAUCUAUCCGGAUCGACGUUCGUAACGGGAUCCGGUAGUGUUUGUCGUGCUGUUUUUAAAAACUCGUUAAAUUCACGAAAUACAAGGACGAACGGUGAAUUGCCCCUUUCUGCUGGCGAAUCUUUUAACGAUUGUUUCGAUAUUGUUCGUGCAACGGGAAAUCGUACUCGAUUCGCGCAACGUGGCUAACUUCAAUAAACUCUUCCUCCUAGUUACCGUUCUGCCAAUACCUUGUGCUUUCCACUCUGUCAGUCGCAUACACGGCGGACAAGAGUAUACACAAAGCGGGAAGAAUCGAGGAUUCGUUGAUUAUACGUGAAUAGUAAAUACUAAAUAAAAGAACACUGGAUAUGCAUGUUCGGUGUCACGAUAGCCGUAAGUGCGCUUGCGCGUUGCCUUUUUGGUUGUUACGGAUUCUGCUAAACCAAUCAGAGUCGAUAUUCGCGGAACGAGUAAAAAGUCAUCGAACGAUGAGUACGAUUUCCCGUUGAACGAAUAAUAGACUGCACGAUCUCUGUGCGCCAGCAACGGUAGUGGCAAUCGCAGCGCCGUCAACAACACGGCAACAACGACAACGACAACGACACUAGCGCCAUCAGCGCAACCGCCAUCGCAGCGAAGAGAAACAGUAUUCGUUCGAGGAAAGAAAGAAGAAAUGCCUGUAGGUCCGCGAACGUUGACGCGACCAAAGAUGGAGGCCCUAUCCAGUUUGUAACACGGCGGCCAGAUCUCGUUUCAAGUGUAACAACGGAGCCUCCGAGCGCUCCUCGAGUCGGCUGCCCAAAGUCUCCUUUGCCCCGUGCUACUUUUCUUCAUAAGCCCCUCGAGGCUGGAGGAUGGAGCUACGCGUUGGGAAUAAGUACCGGCUCGGACGGAAAAUCGGGAGCGGUUCUUUCGGCGACAUUUAUCUAGGUACCAACAUCUCUACUGGCGAGGAAGUCGCGAUCAAGUUAGAAUGUAUAAAAACGCGGCAUCCGCAGUUACACAUAGAAUCAAAGUUUUACAGAAUGAUGCAAGGUGGUGUUAUCGAAAAAAUAUUUUACCAUAAAAUUCCAGUUGGUAUACCUACCAUAAAAUGGUGUGGUUCAGAAGGUGACUACAAUGUAAUGGUAAUGGAGCUACUUGGUCCAUCGCUGGAGGAUCUAUUCAAUUUUUGUUCAAGAAGAUUUUCCUUAAAAACAGUGUUGCUUCUUGCCGAUCAAUUGAUAAGUCGAACAGAUUAUAUUCACAGUCGCAAUUUUAUACAUCGAGAUAUCAAGCCAGACAAUUUUUUGAUGGGACUAGGAAAGAAGGGAAAUCUAGUGUAUAUUAUAGAUUUUGGGUUGGCUAAAAAAUACCGCGAUGGUCGUACUCACAAACACAUAGCUUAUCGAGAAAACAAGAAUCUAACGGGAACAGCCAGAUAUGCGAGUAUCAAUACACAUUUGGGGAUUGAACAGUCACGACGAGAUGACCUUGAAUCAUUGGGGUACGUUCUUAUGUAUUUCAACAGAGGUAGUUUACCUUGGCAAGGCUUGAAAGCAGCGACAAAGAGACAAAAGUACGAGCGUAUUUCUGAAAAGAAAAUGUCCACGCCUGUCGAAGAAUUAUGCAAGGGUUAUCCUGUAGAGUUCGCGUCGUACCUAAGGUAUUGUCGAGGGCUACGAUUCGAGGAAAGGCCGGAUUAUUCGUAUCUACGGCAACUCUUCCGAACAUUGUUUCACGGCGAGGGCUUCACUUACGAUUACGUUUUCGACUGGAAUAUGUUGAAGUUUGGCAAUGUCAGGCAACAAACAUUGUCCUCAACGCAACAGGCACCGAUGCAGUCGCAACAUACGAAUGCAGCCCUGCCUUCUGGGACCAACAACGAUCAGGAACAUCGAUCUAGGCCCUACACACGGCAAUGUUUGGCAAACGCGUCAGUGGAAACGGUGGGCCAGGCCGUCAGCGGAACAGCCACAAAUCUGAGAAGCAUGCGGCAGAAACGCGAGGCACUAGAUGCUCUUCGCGAUCAAGACAAUCAGGACAAGAGAGAUCUUCCAGUGUCAGGAGGCGUUUUCCAGGAGCGAAGGGUCAGCAUGAGGUUGCAUCGCAGGGAUGCAGCUGCAGGUGAAAUGCAGCCGAAGAACAAGUUGAUGAAAAGCACGAGCGGCUAAACGAACAGACGGUAGCGGGUCUACCCACGGAUUUAAUCGUCGAGUUAAUUCCGUUGGCGAAUUUCGAGAAGAAUCCCUUUUAACCACGCCGAUCGUGAACACGAACACAAAUUCUUGUCCUUUUCUUAACGCCGUAACCACGGUUAAAUGUCCUUUAUUUAUAAACUUUAUAAAGUUCUCUUCUUAGAGGAGAUCUUAUCUCGCUGCGCGUUCCACGCUUUUCUUUCUUCGACUCGUCUCUUCCGAUACCGGAAAACAGAAUUAUUAUCGUUAAUAACGUACCGACCGCGAUAAGUCGGUCGAAUUCGUUCGCGUGCACGGAUGAUUCGCGCGUACGUUUUUUCAACGUAUUCACGCUGUAUACCUUGUAGUUUCUGAGUAAUCUCUCUCUUUAAAUGUUUUCGCAUUACAUACAGUAAAUUAAUAUUUUAGCUACGAACGAUACGUUAUUCUAAUUAUUCGAAGUUUCUGUAGAAACGUAAGCGUUAGUAAAUAGCCGCGAUUGCACGAGUCCCUUCGUCACGCGAUCGUUUGAAAAGAAAUAAUUGUUGAAUUUCUUUUAACCUACCGUAACUCAGAAACUACGAUAUACAGGAGGCGCGUACACUGGCAAGCACGAUAGGCUUCCCUGGGGAAACGACGAUGCGUCGGAAAGGGGCUACUUACUAUGCUCGGUAUAUUCGCAAACGUACAAAUAGAAAACUUGUAAUUUCGUCAUUUCUAACGGAGAUUCGAAAAACGAUGAAAGUGUUGGGGGAGGAGGGGCUUCUUCUCUUACGCUAAUUUUUAGCCAAAGGAAGCCUAAUUUGCAUCCGGGUGUACGUGGUCGAAUAACAUUUUUUUACUUAUUUUUUUAGCGUGUAGAUUCACCGCCUAAAGGAAUAUGCCGCGCGAGUACAGCGUUGACGAGCGACCAGCGGUUUUCCAUCACGUACAUGUACGUCGCACGUUGCGAAACGUGUUAACGCGUCAUAUAACUUCUGCAAGGAUGGCAAGAGAUCAACGAUCGAAAACAGAAAAAGAAGAUUAGACAUGCGGUAAAAUGUAGUCGCGUCGUCGAAAUUGGGAUCGGCCGAUGAUUACGAUCAUUACGAUCAUUAAGAUCAUUACGAGCAUGGGCGGAUCGGAAUGUAAAAGAAAAAUAACAAUUUAUCGAUAGUUUAAUGUAACGAGAUCGCUGCUAGAACACCGAUCCACUUGUGCAUUUUGUUGCCACGACUCUCGCUAUUCCAGUGGAUCGGCAAUUCAUAAGGCGCGGCGCGGCGCGACGAAAAUUUAAGCCAUCUUUUCUCGUUUUCGUGCUUUCAGGAGUUCCUCAGCUCCCAGCUAAAGUGCAAUUGUAAAAUUAACGAUGUUGUUCCAGUUGUCCGUUCAUUUUUCUUCGUCUAUCGUUUCUGUACAGAGAAGGUCUGUUCGCGGCUAAACGAAUCGAAAAGUCGUUGACUGUUUUGGGGAAUUUCGUAAUACCGAAUGCGUCGAACCCACCAUUUAGAAUCGUUUAUAUUUCGAAAUCGAUGCUUGCAAAGUAAUAAAGGACUAUUCGAUUUCGUUUAUCGUACGUCUUUCGCUCGAUCUGUACGCGAGCAGUGUCGACGAACGAAGCGUUGUUUCGUCAAACGCUAAUUGUUCGCGUUGUAUGUUUCGGGUGUAAGGUAGGCUUCUCUUGUUUAACAUAAAUCGAGGCUCUCUCUCUCUCUCUUUCUCGAAGAGAGAACACUUGGCGGUAAAAUUACGCGUACCGAGUUUCUUUCCCUCGAUCAAGGGAGACCUAAGUAUAACGAACGAUAAAUGCGAGCGUGUAUCGACAACGAUAGAAACGCGAUUUUUCCAAGCGACAAAAUAAUCAAAAAUACGUAGGCAGCUAACCGAGGAGCGAUCGAGCGCGAAGAGGGUAAUAGCGCAAAGGUGUAUUGAACAGAAUGGUACGUUUCAUACGUGUUAUCGAUUUUAAUACUUGUACUCUAUCGAAUCGUAGGAUAUACAUGUAUACAUAUAGUGAUUCUUAAUCUGCGACGUAAUAUCGUGUAUAUUUUGAAAUAAAACGAGAAACGCGGUUUGUAAUUAAUUUUUGAUAAACAGAAGACGAGACACGACGAAACCUCUCUAGCGGAGGAGCAAGAAAACUAGCGCAAUCAGGAUCGAUUCGA
This is a messenger RNA of Megachile rotundata (alfalfa leafcutting bee), 4563 nucleotides long. Its product is annotated as casein kinase I. Gene Ontology annotation, molecular function: ATP binding; protein kinase activity. Gene Ontology annotation, biological process: protein phosphorylation. Gene Ontology annotation, cellular component: cytosol; membrane. NCBI's taxonomy places the organism in Eukaryota, Metazoa, Arthropoda, Insecta, Hymenoptera, Megachilidae. The record is from RefSeq and is a predicted model, not a curated record.